Molecule: messenger RNA, 681 nt
Organism: Cooperia oncophora
Lineage: Eukaryota; Metazoa; Nematoda; Chromadorea; Rhabditida; Trichostrongylidae
Source: the annotation of a GenBank genome assembly
CUGUGGAACUGUCGCCUUAUAGGUGCGCCUCUGAUAGUACCUGCAGAGACUCCUGUCGUGAAGGAGGAAAAGAGCGUCGAUAAGGCAGAGGUUACGGUCGAGUCAAAAGAACAAGAUUCUCCCAUAUUGGAGGACGUCCAGGCAGCUCUCGAGAAGGAAUUGCCGAAACGAGCUGUAAUAUUUUCACCUCCUGAACGUUAUGCUUAUGCGAAACAGCUCGAUCCUGAAUCGUGCCAUGCGGAGUACAAGUCUUUGAAGCAGAAUAUGGCUAAAAAGUAUCCCUUCGAGCUGGAUGCGUUCCAGCAGGCUGCAGUUGUUUGCAUGGAGAAAGGAGAAUCAGUUUUUGUUGCCGCUCAUACUUCAGCUGGUAAAACGGUAGUGGCUGAGUAUGCAGUGGCUUUGUGCGAACACCACAAGACUCGGGCCAUUUACACCUCGCCGAUAAAGGCACUAUCAAAUCAGAAAUUUCGAGAUUUCAAGAUGAUGUUCACCGAUGUCGGUCUCGUUACUGGUGAUAUCCAAUUGUUCCCUGAAGCCUUCUGUCUCAUAAUGACCACGGAAAUUUUGAGAUCUAUGCUCUACAAUGGUUCUGAGGUUAUUCGCGACCUGGAAUGGGUGGUGUUCGAUGAAGUUCACUACAUCAACAAUGCUGAGAGAGGGCAUGUGUGGGAAGAGGUAUGA